UUAAUUUUUUAAAAUUUUUCACAAAAAAUUUAUAUUUCUUUACUCUCAUAUGAUCAUCUAUCAAAAUUUUACCCAGAAAAUUUUUUAUAAAAAAUUUCUUCAAACAAAUCAGUCGGAAUUAUUCAAGAAUAUGAUUCAAGAAUUUUCCAAAAUAAUUCCAGUAGAUGAACAGAGGUUAUCAACAAGUGGUAUAUGGAAAAAUGAAGCUAAAGGUGCAAUUGAACUGAGCUCACGAACAAUAUUUGAUGAUCUAAGCACCUUGAUCAAAAAAAAAGGCUUUAGAGCACUUUCAAAUAAUGAAUAUACUUCAUUAAUUGAAAGUGCAUCUUUUAUAAUGACCCGAGAUCAUAUUAAAGAAUUUUAUCCAUUGAUCAUAAUAUUUAUUAUAUUUAUUGUAAAUCUAAUAAUAUUAUAUUUUUUGGCACGUUGGAAAAACCCUGAAGGAAGAAACAUUGCCAUAUUUGAGACUGCAUUAAUAAUGCAAAGAUUUUGGUGUGGAGUAGUUAAAAAUACUCCACACUUAAUAGGUGUGGAGUUAAAAAUACUCCACAUUUAAUAAUUCCAACGUAAGAAAUUUUGUUUAAUAUUAUGUUAUUUUUAUUAUUUUAAAAGUUAAUUUAAUUAAUUUAUUUAUUAUUAUUUAGUAUGGUAUUUCUUAUUGUACCACAUUACCGCAAUUUCUUAUUGGCUAUAAAUAUUCUUUUGUCUGAAGUAGCUACGAAUCCAACGUUCUUUACUUGGAUUCGGAGCUUCCAACACUAUUGUCAAUUUGUACAUAUUCAAUAGUGUUGUG
This is a messenger RNA of Rhizophagus irregularis DAOM 181602=DAOM 197198, 793 nucleotides long. RefSeq lists its product as uncharacterized. Lineage: Eukaryota; Fungi; Glomeromycota; Glomeromycetes; Glomerales; Glomeraceae. The record is from RefSeq and is a predicted model, not a curated record.